GAUCUCAGCUUCAGUGUACCUCAGAAGAAACUCCGAAUCAAGCUACUUCAUCCCAAGAAAAAAAUCAAAGUGGAUGGAAAAAUCGAUUCUCUCCAGAGUACCCGCUUUGGCCACCUGGAAAUAAUCUUGGAUGACAAGGAUGUCUAUUACAUCAAGGGGCUGAGUGACAUUCAGACCUCCAGGGGGGAACAGAGAUACGAGACUCAGCUGGAGGCGAAGCUGAUCAGAAGAGGCAGCCCUGUUAUUCUCAUGGGCAACAUCACCAAACAAGUGGGCAGAAAGAUGACAUUCUCAGUGUCCCUGCUGAAUGUGCUGAAGGACAAAGCCUUCUUGUCAGCAAUCCUGGAGAAGAAGGCAGAGGAUGGACUCCAGCUAUAUGCACUGGAAGGAGAGGUCUACCUGCCAGAUAUCUUGGGUUUCCAUGCCAUUGGCCUGUUGCAGCAAAGAGGGAGCCUCUGGACCAAUGCCCUAAGGAUAAAAUAUGGGCUCCUAGGAGAGGCCAAGCACCUCCAGCAGGAAUGCAAUGCCGGCCAGAAGCUCAAAGUGGAGAACCGUCUGGAGGUGUACAAGCUGGACCUUGGGCAUGAGUUUCACUGCACUCAGGUGCCCACGUAUAACCAUAAGGUUCAACUGCAGCAUGAGGAGAGCGUGUCCCGCCUACAUUCCAUGUUGGAAGUGAGCUAUGGGAAGCACUGGGAUGAGAUCAACAACAAAAAAAAGCUCCGAAUCAGCCAGACCUUCAAAAAUGACUCUGGUCCAUCCCUGAGCAACUACUUCAUGGAGUUCCUCCUGCAGGUGCCCGAGAGGCAGGUGGAUUACCGAACGCAGCUCCAGCAUUCCAGCUUCUCCCAGGGCCAUGUGGAGAGCAGCACUCAUCUGAAGGUGCAGUAUAAUGGUCGCCUGCCCUUCAUGGCUGGGCUUCAGUGGAAGGACAUGUCUCGAGGUCUUCAAUGGAAAUGGGAAGGUGCAUUGAACUUGGAUACCCCUUGGUUGCUGUUGUCCCUGGCUCACAGGCUACACCAACCUCACCGUGCUGUGUACCAGGCCACUUGGGAGCUGACAACAGGGAAGGCCUUGUCCAUCAAGAACCUGGUGGUGGAGCUGUCGUGCAAAGACAAACUUCAAGACAAAGAAGGGAAGAUCCACAUUUACACACCAACCACCACCUACCUCAGGGCAUCCACAUUGAUUACCUGGGACCAGAGUGUUCUCCGAAGCCAGGGUGAGCUGGUGACCACCUGGAGUCCCCUGGUUCAGAUUAAGGUUCACCUGGAGAAUCACUGGGACAAGAAGCUCUUCCAUUGUUGGCUAAAGGGUCCUAGGCAGGGACUGAACCUGACUUCUGCCUACAAACACACAGAGCAGCCCAGAAAGACCACUGUGUUAAUAAUGGCCCUGUGGACUGAUUCCAAAAGCCAGCCCAUUGGACUGCACCUGGAGGGCCAGCUGGAGGAGCUGAAGAGGGAGAGCCUACUAUAUCAGAAACGAGGAACCCUCCAGCUCAGGCAUCCCUUAAAAUUGCCCAUCCCUAAGAGCCUCCUCCUGCAGGAGACGUUUACUGUGGACAAAAACCAGAAGUACUACAUGUUGGAGACCAAAGUCUUGGUGAAUGGGCUGGAGGAAUGCCUGCAGACCCUGACCCUGGGCUACCAGGCUGACUGCCCCUAUAUCUGCGUUACUUUGACUCAUCCAUACAACAGCAAGGUCAUUCCCAAGAGCAUAGACACGUGUUUGUUGACAAAGAUUCGACAAAGCGGUAACCAGGAGGUCGAGGCUGCUUUGAAAGUUAACCAGAAGGAUAUUCUGCAUUUGAAGGGAAGACACCGUAACAGGUCUAUGGAAGGAAAUUUCCGUCAUGAUGUGAACUUGGAUUUGACCCAUUCAACUCAGCUGAGGAUCCCCCAGGCACUGGGCCUUCAUGGUGAGAUCUUCUUUACGCAGCACCCAGAGGGAGAGUUUGACUGUGGUGUAGCUCUGCAAGCUGCCAUCAGCCAGAAGGUCACAUCUCAGUUCUUGCUUCAGCUGAACGGAUCCAAGUCUCACUUUGGGUUUUUCUCCCAACUUAGGCAUCCUGCCAGGGUGACACUUCCUCCAAAUUUCCAGGUCCAGGCUGCCGGUAGGCAUCACAAAGAUCGAAGCAUCAAUGGUUCCUUAUCUGUGCAUGCCUCAGGGAAGGAGCUGGCUCUGCUAGAGGCCAGCAUGAGCAGAGAGAACAGGAAGAGCUCCCAGGGAUGGGAUGUGAGCGCUGUCCUCCGACAAGUCAUCUUCACCGAUCCCAGGGCAGUAUGGCUACAGCUGUCCAGCAAGGUCACUCCAGCAAGGGUCUGGUUCUUUACUAAGAUGAUGAUCAAUCAGAACAGUGCCCAGCUAUUUUUCACAGGACUCAAGGAAGAGAAGGUGGGACCCAUCCUGUCCCUAAAGGGCAGAGUCCAGCACAAUAUUGACAGUUGGGGGGCUGUCCCAAAGCUCCUCGACCUCACCGGAUCUCUCAAACGGAAGAACCACAGCAAUGAGGGGAACCUCAGCAUCCUCAUUGAUGAUGCCAUGUUUGGGCUGCGUCUAAGGGACAAACAUGUGUCGGGGAACAGCAGCGUGCAUAGUGUGACCUGUGUGAUAAUUCAGAAUGGCAGUUGGGCCAUCCCUGACGAGCUUAAGCUGAGGGGACAGCUGCAGACCCAGCCUGAUGGCUACCAUGUCCAUGCUACCUUUCACGCAGAUGAAACCACUUUGUCCCUGGGCACAGCCUGCAUCAUAGCUCCAGGGCAGAGGCAGCUCUCUGCCAAUCUGGCCCACAACAGUAACAAUUUAAGAAAUUCAGGACUGCCCAUGAAUGGAGCGAUUCUGUUCUCCCAUACCUACCUUGCUCCCAACCACAGGCUGACCCUGGGGCUGCAGAGCAAUGAAAGCCAUAUUGAUGCUGCCUUUAGGGUAGAAGUUCCUUCUGGGGAAUUCCCAGAGGCCCGUAUCACUGCCAACCUGAGCCACAAUGUCGAGGACCUUAGGCAGCUUGGUAUCCCCUUUUUGGUUGAAGGAGACUGUUAUUACCAAAUCCUGGAAUGA
Messenger RNA from Vombatus ursinus (common wombat), 3060 nucleotides. RefSeq lists its product as uncharacterized. The coding region runs from base 250 to 3060 and encodes 936 amino acids. The record is from RefSeq and is a predicted model, not a curated record. The transcript is spliced from 20 exons. Lineage: Eukaryota; Metazoa; Chordata; Mammalia; Diprotodontia; Vombatidae.